This is a messenger RNA of Penicillium subrubescens, 1428 nucleotides long. RefSeq names its product putative disulfide isomerase. Gene Ontology annotation, molecular function: protein disulfide isomerase activity; protein-disulfide reductase activity. Lineage: Eukaryota; Fungi; Ascomycota; Eurotiomycetes; Eurotiales; Aspergillaceae. The transcript is spliced from 3 exons. The record is from RefSeq and is a predicted model, not a curated record. Gene Ontology annotation, biological process: response to endoplasmic reticulum stress. The coding region runs from base 1 to 1428 and encodes 475 amino acids. Gene Ontology annotation, cellular component: endoplasmic reticulum lumen.
AUGUUGCCACAAACCUCGUUGUUGUUGGUCGCUUCGUUGCUGGCCGCACUGCCCGCCAACGCCGAUGGACUCUACACCAAAAAGUCGCCGGUGCUGCAACUCAACCAGAAGACCUACGGGUCGCUGAUUGCGAACUCGAACUAUACUUCAAUCGUCGAAUUCUAUGCACCCUGGUGCGGACACUGCAAGAACCUCAAGCCCGCCUAUGAGAAAGCCGCCCAAAACCUGAACGGCCUGGCCAAGGUCGCCGCCGUGAACUGCGAUGAAGACGAAAACAAAGCCUUCUGCGGCCAGAUGGGCGUCCAGGGAUUCCCCACCCUGAAGAUCGUGACUCCAUCCAAGAAGCCCGGAAAGCCGCGCGUGGAGGACUACCAGGGUGCGCGUACCGCGAAAGGUAUCGUCGAUGCGGUGGUCGACCGCAUCCCCAACCAUGUGAAGCGCGCAACGGACAAGGACUUGGAUAAGUGGCUGGGACAGAAUGAGGAACGGCCCAAGGCCAUCCUGUUCACGGAGAAGGGCACUACAACCCCCCUGAUCCGCGCGCUGGCCAUUGACUUCUUGGGCGCCAUUGAUAUCGCUCAGGUGCGGAACAAGGAGUCCGCGUCGGUGGAGAAAUUCGGCGUUUCUGAGUUCCCAUCCUUGGUCGUUGUCUCUGGCGACGAGGAGCCCAAGGUGUACGAGGGCGAACUGAAGAAGCAGCCUAUCACCGACUUCCUGAAGCAAUUCGCCUCGCCCAACCCAGACGCUACCGGAGAAGCUGCGUCGUCCGCGGCCAAAUCCAAGAAGUCCAAGCCUUCCAAGCCCGCGAAGCCCGUCGCCCCCAAGGUUCCAAUCCCCGAUGACGAGGACGAAUCAGCAACCGCAGAGGAGACUCCUGAGGCUAAGCCCGUUCAUGUCCCUAUUGUCCCUCCUGUCCCUACCCUCGCAACCCCCGAAUCCCUCGAGUCCGCCUGUCUGAGCGCAAAGUCCACCACCUGUGUGCUGGCCCUCCUCCCAGCAACAAGUGAGCCGGACGCCGGGCUUCCAUCCGCAGCUACUGAUGCACUUGCCAGUCUGGCUGAGAUCGCGCACAAGCACGCCCAGCGUGGCACGCAUCUCUUCCCCAUCUACGGGAUCCCUGAAGUCAACUCUGCUUCCCAGACUCUGCGUAAUUCGCUCGGCUUGGGUACCAGUGAAACAUUGGAGAUCAUUGCUGUCAAUGCCCGCCGCGGGUGGUACCGUCGGUAUGGCCAGACUGAGGACUUUGGUCUUGCCGCUGUUGAGGGGUGGGUUGAUGCGAUCCGCCUCGGAGAGGGUGCUAAGGAGAAGCUGCCGGAGGGUAUCAUCGCUGAACCGGAGGCUGAGCCUGAAGCUGCAGCUGAACCCGAAGCUGAGCCGGAAGCUGAGCCGGAGCAGGCCAAGGAGGAGCCGGAACACGAUGAGCUUUGA